Pelagomonas calceolata is the source of this 1635-nucleotide messenger RNA. NCBI's taxonomy places the organism in Eukaryota, Pelagophyceae, Pelagomonadales, Pelagomonadaceae. The record is from the annotation of a GenBank genome assembly.
GGCUUUCUGACUCUUUGCUCUUCUGUUCUCCCGAAGUGAAGUUGCUGGCGCAAGACCCACGAGAAUUACUACCCAUUAAUUGCUUUUGGGCAGCACCAUGCGCCUGGUAGUGUUUUGGCUGCCCAUACUCACCAAUGCCCUUGUCGUGCCUGUGAACAAGCGCACUGUCGCAACGCGCCGGUCCGCGGCCACACUCAAACGAACCGAGGCGCCGCCCCUCGACGUCAAAAACGAGGCGCCGCCCGUAGACGACGCGACUGCCGCCGAAACCGACAGAUCGCACGGCUUCGCCGAGGGCCCGAGCGUCGCGUUCUGGCAGAAAUACGCGCCACCGGCCGAGGGCGGCAUCGGCAACCUGCGGGCGGCGGCCGCGAAGGCCCUCCAGAGCGGCGCGAAGGGCGCCGACGCGAUGCGCUACUACGGCUACCACCUCGCGCGCGCCACGUUCUUCGCGGGGCAGGGCGCCGCCGGGGUUCUAGCCUACCAAGCGAGCGCGUCGUCGGCGCCGUACCGCGGCGACCCCGCGACCACCGAGCCGUCGAAAGGCCCGCCGCGGUCGCCGGCCUUUGAAUUACCUAUCCUAGUCGAUACCAUGGGCGCCCUUUUCGCCGAGGCGGUCGCGACUUAUGAGCAAGAUUUCGGCGAGGUCCAGAAGGGCACCUUCCCGCUGCCGUGGGACAUGGUCGACGGCGUGCGCAACCGGCAGACGUCGCCGCUCUUCCUCGCGGACCAGGCGCGGCGCUACGUGAACGAGGCCAUUUCCAUCCUGACGAAGCGCAACCGGCGGGACCCCGGCGACUUCGGCGUGCCCUACGGCGGCAACGCGGACCUCUACCCGGACUACUACCUGAACAACUUCCACUUCCAGACGGACGGCUGGCUGUCCAGCGACUCGGCGAAGUUGUACGAGACGUCCACGGAGACGCUGUUCCUUGGCCGCCAGGACUCGAUGCAACGGCUCGCGUUGUACCCGAUUCGGUCCUGGGCCGCCACUGAUGAUUUCAAGGUGCUCGAGGUCGCCUGCGGGACCGGUCGUUUGAACACCUUUCUACGGGACGCCUAUCCGCGCAUGGACGUGUCUGCUGUAGAUCUAUCGCCAUUUUAUUUGGAGGAGGCCAGAGGCCACGCCAAGCGCUGGGAGGCGUUCCGGCGGCGGACGCAGCCGUCGCAGCGCGUCGGCACGGCAAAGUUCGCCCAGGCCAACGCGGAGAAGCUGCCCCAGGCCGACGAGUCCGUCGAUGUCGUCGUCAACGUGUACUUAUUCCACGAGCUGCCCCACGAGGCGCGGCGCGCGGCGGCGGCCGAGAUGGCGCGAGUGUGCAAGCCCGGAGGCCUGGUCGUCUGGGUCGACUCGGUUCAGACGGGCGACCGGCCAGCGCUCGACGCGACGUUGGGCAACUUCCAGUACCUGAACGAACCCCACUAUCCUACAUAUAUCAACGAAGAUGUCGGCGCCCUUUUCAUGGAAGCGGGCCUGGAGCCCUUCGAGAAGCACACGUCGUCGACGUCGAAGUGUUUGUCAUUCGUCAAGCCCUGCGCCGCCGACGACGACUACUGCCUCACGAAGGUCGCCUAGUGCACACAAGGACCCAUUUUUGCUUUGCUUCGAGCUAGGCCGCCGACUAAGUGGCCGCC